Messenger RNA from Cygnus atratus (black swan), 777 nucleotides. RefSeq names its product cysteine-rich venom protein-like. The record is from RefSeq and is a predicted model, not a curated record. The coding region runs from base 1 to 777 and encodes 258 amino acids. Lineage: Eukaryota; Metazoa; Chordata; Aves; Anseriformes; Anatidae. The transcript has 8 exons. Gene Ontology annotation, cellular component: extracellular region.
AUGAUUCUGCCAAUAGUGUUCCUGGGUCUUGCAGCUGUGCUGUCUCCAUCCACUGGACAGGACCUGAGCUAUGUGCCUCUCCCUUUGCUCACAGUCCCAUCCUCUCAACAGGUACCUGAAGCUUUCACUGCUCUGAUAACUACCAAUCCUGAUCAGCAAAAGCUAAUUGUUGACAAACACAAUACGCUCAGAAGAGGAGUAAACCCGACUGCCAGCAACAUGUUGAGGAUGGAAUGGAACCCUGCAGCUGCAACUAAUGCUCAAAACUGGGCAAAUCAAUGUUCUCUCAGUCACAGUCCUUCAAGCCAGAGGAAAACCAAUGUAGAUUGUGGUGAAAAUCUCUACAUGUCAACCGCCCCUUCCUCAUGGUCAGAUGCUAUUCAGGCCUGGUACAAUGAGGAGAAAGAUUUCAAAUAUGGAGUAGGAGCAACAACAAAAGAUGCUGUGAUUGGCCAUUACACUCAGGUGGUUUGGUACAAGUCUUACCAAAUUGGAUGUGCGGUUGCUUACUGUCCUGAAAGUAACUAUAAGUACUUUUACGUGUGCCAGUACUGCCCUGCGGGGAAUAGGGUAGAUUUAAUGAAGACACCCUACAAAGAAGGAAAACCCUGUGGUGACUGCCCUAAUGCUUGUGACAACGGAUUAUGCACCAAUCCUUGCAAGUUGCAGGAUCUUUAUUCCAAUUGUCCUGGACUGGUAAAUGAUUACGGAUGUGCCAAUACCUUUGUUAUGCAGAACUGCCCAGCUUCCUGCCAAUGCAAAACUGAAAUAAAAUAA